AUGUGGUCCCUAGGGGUCUAUACCCGCAAAAAGCAGGCCGGGGGUAGGCUCAACCUAACCCCAAAGCCAGGUCUAGGUGCCCCGGCCAAGGCGGAGGCCCCGUCACGGCCCGGCCUGAAAAGAAAUGGCAAAACGCGUGGUUUGCGGAGAAUCGCGGAAAAAUCUGAGCGGAGUGGUCAGGGAGGUGGCAGCUCUGGGCCACCGAGCACUGAGUUAAGAGUUACAGGAGAGAAAAGCCUGCAUGAAAAUAGCACUAGUGAAGAGACCCAGGAUGAGAAGAUUGCUCUAUGGAGUGAGUCAGUGACAGAUGACCUCCAGACUGAUAGUAGUUCAUCAAGUAGUAAACAAGUAACAGGACUAAGUUUGCAGCAUGAUAUUUCUGGCUCUCUUCUAAGUUAUUCAUUUACAGACCCUUCUACAGAAUACAAGAGUUCCGAAGAGAAUUUAAGUAGCUUCCCAUCACCUGAGCUCUUCAGAGGAUCAGAUUAUUUAGAAUGGGAGUGUCCCAUGCUGGAAGAAAACAUGCCAUGUAGGAAUUCUACUCUUUUGGACAUAAGUAAAGCGGUAGCAAUAGAGAAGGUACCUGAGUUUUCAAAUCUCUCUGCAAUUUUAGAUACCUCUUCAGAAGACUAUCAGAAGUGCCACAGAAAAGCCAUGACGAUGUUAGCAGACCAAAGUAUUUCUCCAAAACCAAAGGCAGAAGCAGAUAAUGCAUCUUGUGGAGUUUUACUUGCUGAGAAAAAUUACCCUUCGACCCCUGGGGAAAAGAAAGAAAAAAACAUUCAUUCCAGUACUUCUGAUAAGAAAAGCAAAGGCCUGUUAACAAGUACUCCGUCUUUGCAAACACCUGGUUUAGUGAUUGAUUUGUCCUCAGUGCAAAAAACAUCUUUUGAAGAACUAUUUCCAAAUGUCAGCAAUUAUGUUAAUUCAAAUGAAAUUGUUCCUGUGUCAACUUUGCAAGACAGUUCUUCAAAUGAGGUUCCUUCAAAUGCAUCAGAAAUAUGUUAUAUUAUUAAAGCAUCACCAGGAACUAGACAAGUGGAAAGUAAAGGAAUUAUUGUAAAGAAGAAAUAUUCUCUUCCUAAAGAUAUACCUCAAGAUAUUAUAAUAAAAACAAGUGGAAGGAUGUAGCAGGUGUGGCUGAAUUUUCACUACUUUGAAGACUUGGAUGUGAAGUCAAAGUCCUGAAGCAGAAUAUCUGCUUGAAAUUACAUAAAAUUAAAAAAUCAAAAUU
Messenger RNA from Cervus elaphus (red deer), 1234 nucleotides. RefSeq names its product meiotic kinetochore factor (gene MEIKIN). The transcript is spliced from 13 exons. Lineage: Eukaryota; Metazoa; Chordata; Mammalia; Artiodactyla; Cervidae. The coding region runs from base 1 to 1131 and encodes 376 amino acids. Gene Ontology annotation, cellular component: kinetochore. Gene Ontology annotation, biological process: female meiosis chromosome segregation; homologous chromosome segregation; meiosis I sister chromatid cohesion. The record is from RefSeq and is a predicted model, not a curated record.